AGGGCUGGGAUUUGUAGAGACGGUUCAGUCUUUCCCACCGCUGAGGGAGGAGGAGAGCGGUUCAAGAUGGAGUCCGAGGCACACGGUGGAGGAGCCAUGAGGGCAGCCGAUGAAGACGCAGGCGCCGUGGCCUCUGCAGCAGGCACAGCACAUGGCCCCCAAGGUGUGCCGGGUGGUGCUGGUGGCCACGAUGGCUCUGGCCACCCAGCUGGCCCUGGUGACACCGUCAGUCGAGAAGUCCCCGCCGGCUCCAGCGACAUGGCUGAUUCCAGAGACCCCAGCACUGCCGGAGAGUCAGGUGGCGCAGCCGCUGCCAUUCCGCAGAUCCCGGGGGCACGUCACGUUCCAGGGCCUGGUGGAGAUGCUGCACCCGGAGCCGGAGUUCUGAGUACCCGAGUCUACCACUUCAGCCUCUCAGUGCCUUUCUCAUCACAUGCGGAGGCGGACAAUGCCCGCCACCUCCUGACUCGACGUACUCAGCUAAGAUUGCCGGUUCGGAGGGACCUCUACCUUAGUGGCCGCAUGUUGGUUCUCCGAUUGACUGCUGAAGACCCUGGCCUCCUCCAGACGGCCGUCGCCUUCUUUCAGGAGCAGCUUUCCCUGGUGAUGCAGACCGUGGAGCAUUCUGGGCCCCCCCUUUUCGAUCAGUCUCGGAACAGGAGAGGGCCUUAAACCUAGCCUAUGUGCCCUAGCCUCAAGUGUCCUUCCCGAGGGCAUUGCUUUCUGCAGCAGUUUAAUGGGGCUUCACCUUGUGCCUGUGCUGCUGUUUGGGGGCUCAAUGUCCACACAGUUUUUUGGUGAUUGUUAACUGCAGAAAAUAAAACUGAGCUACUAUGCUGUCUCUGA
Cervus elaphus (red deer) is the source of this 846-nucleotide messenger RNA. Its product is annotated as EKC/KEOPS complex subunit LAGE3-like. Lineage: Eukaryota; Metazoa; Chordata; Mammalia; Artiodactyla; Cervidae. The record is from RefSeq and is a predicted model, not a curated record. The transcript has 3 exons. Bases 67 to 672 code for a protein of 201 amino acids. Gene Ontology annotation, cellular component: EKC/KEOPS complex.